CACGCGAAACAAUACUAUGUGCUCUAUGAUUGUGUAAUAAGGUUUACUGUUGGUUGUGUUUCAUUACUGGAGUAUUCAGAACUUGCGAAGAGCUGUAAAGGUUUCAGUGAGGUGUCCAAGUAUGAUAUCGACGCUCCGUAUAUUUUCUUGUCUUUUAUUUUUGAUGGUUUUGUGACGAAAAUAGUGUUUUACUUGUGGUUUUUCAAAGAAACAGUCAUCAUGUCGCUGGUGAUGGUCCUGUUGAUGGCUGGUCUGGUCACAGGAGUGCCCCAGAAACCCAACCUGGACGCCAUCUUGAAUCGGCGGACGGACGUUUACAUAGCUGGUUUCUUCCCUUUCGGCAAGGGGGUGGAAAAUUCAAACACUGGUCGAGGUGUGAUGCCGAGCGUGAAGCUGGCUCUGGACCAUGUUAAUGAACACGAAUCAGUGUUGAGGAACUACAGGCUUCAUAUGUGGUGGAAUGACACAGAGUGUAACGCAGCUGUCGGUGUGAAGUCCUUCUUCGACAUGAUGCACAGUGGACCACACAAGUUGAUGCUGUUCGGAGCUGCUUGUACUCACGUUACCGACCCUAUAGCAAAGGCGUCUAAGCACUGGCAUCUUACACAGCUCUCAUACGCCGAUACACAUCCGAUGUUCACAAAAGAAGCAUUUCCGAACUUUUUUCGCAUUGUGCCAUCAGAGAACGCGUUCAAUAUGCCUCGGAUCAGGUUACUGGAGCAUUUCAAUUGGACCAGAGUUGGCACCAUUUACCAGAAUGAACCCAGAUAUGCUCUGGCCCACAAUCGCCUUUUAGCUGAGCUAGAUGCCGCGAAAUUUAUAGUUGACGAAUCACAGAGCUUCGCGACAGAAGUGAAGACCGCGCUGACGAAACUUAAGGAGAAGGACAUCAGGAUCAUUUUGGGAAACUUCAAUGAAACUUGGGCUUUGAAAAUAUUCUGCGAGGCCUAUAAGCUGGAAAUGUAUGGUCGCGCGUACACGUGGCUACUGUUGGGCACGUACAGUGGUCGGUGGUGGACGCGCCGGGCUCCUUGUGACCGCACCGAGCUCAGGGCUGCCCUUGACACUGCCAUCCUCGCCGAUCUCCUACCACUGUCAACCACCGGGGAGACAACAGUGUCUGGCAUCACGGCCAAAGACUAUCAAGUCGAAUACGAUAGAAGGAGAGGAAUCGAAUAUUCUAGAUUCCAUGGAUAUACUUACGAUGGUAUAUGGGCAAUGGCAUUAGCAAUCCAGACAGUUGCUCAUAGAGUUAAGUUAAAAUAUAAAGAGAAGACAGUCCAGGAUUUCAGAUAUCGAGAUAAGGAAUGGGAGCAGCUAUUUUUAGAUGCAUUGAGCAAUGUUACGUUUGAAGGUGUUACGGGUCCGGUCCGUUUCUAUGACAACGAGCGCAAGGCUUCCAUCCUGCUGAAGCAGUUUCAGGGAGAAGCUGGGGAAGUGAAAGUCGGCGAGUACUGCGCCGAAAGAGAUAGGCUCGAUCUUGCAGGGGAUGCUUUUAAAUGGGUCGGCAAAAAUCCUCCCAAAGAUCGUACGUUGCGUCUGAUCGAACACACUCAAGUCAACAUCACUAUUUACGCGGUGUUGGUGUCGUGUUCCGUGCUCGGCAUCCUGUUAGCUACAGGCUUCUUGGCUAUGAAUAUACAUUAUAGAAAUCAACGGUACAUAAAAAUGUCAUCUCCUCACCUGAACAACCUCAUCAUAGUGGGCUGUAUGCUCACCUACAUGAGUGUCAUCUUCCUGGGCCUGGACUCCAGCCUCAGCAGCAUUGCCGCGUUCCCCUACAUCUGCACGGCUCGCGCUUGGCUCCUCAUGGCGGGGUUCAGUCUCGCUUUCGGUGCGAUGUUCUCCAAGACUUGGCGCGUUCACUCAAUCUUCACGGACGUCAAACUUAACAAGAAGGUUAUCAAAGACUACCAACUGUUCAUGGUGGUGGGCGUGUUGCUGUGCAUCGAUUUAGCCAUCAUGACCACGUGGCAAAUAUCUGACCCAUUUUACCGAGCAACGAAACAGAUGGAGGCCUAUGUUAGUCAAACAAACGAAGAUUAUCCUCAUCCGACCAGCGAGGACAUAGUCAUAGUACAAGAGAAUGAGUACUGCCAGUCGGAGCGGAUGCCUAUAUUCAUUGGCAUCAUAUAUGCUUAUAAAGGACUUUUACUGAUAUUCGGAGCGUUCCUGGCGUGGGAAACAAGACACGUCUCAAUCCCAGCUUUGAACGACUCCAAACACAUCGGUCUGUCCGUGUACAAUGUGCUCAUCAUGUGUAUCAUGGGUGCUCCCAUAGCUUUAGUACUGGCAGACCAUAAGGACGCUCUAUUCGUACUGAUUGCAAUUUUUAUAAUUUUUUGCACGACAGGAACUCUAUGCUUAGUAUUUGUACCCAAAUUGGUAGAGCUUCGCCGUAACGGUCAAGGCGGGACGGGCGGCGCUCGCAUCCGCGCCACGCUCCGCCCAGCCGCCCCACACGACUGCCGAUCACCAGGUCCCGAGCUGGAGAGACGGCUCAAAGAACUGCGACAGUACAACACGAGAUACAGACGAACCUUGCAAGCCAAGGAGAACGAACUACAGAUGCUCUUGAGCAAACUUGGAAGCGACGCCAGUUCAGAAUCAUCGAUUCGGGAUUCAAAAUCACCUUCGUCUACACGAACUCGGUUACCGGUACCGAGAGAAAAUAUAAGUCAUCCAGAGACAAGUGAUAUUACAUCGGUGUGUAGUCUCAGUGCUUCAGCCGGAGCGGAAACUGAGUUUAUCGGUAUGCAGACUCAAAUGUCCACUGAAAAACUGAAGCCAUCGGCGCCACCGGAACCUAUAAAGGAAGUAAAAGAACCGAAGAAAGAACAAACAAAGGCGGUCUCUUUCAAGAACCACUUGGACUACACGAGUCCGCCUUCAUCAAAAGCUGUUCCUGAGAAGGAUCAACUCGCCAAGCUUCCUUACGGAUGGUCUUCUGAGGAACAAGACGCACCGAAAGCAAGGGUAUCAGAGCCGGUGAAGGCAGAAGCGAAGACUAUUCCAGCGCUGAAAGCAAGCGACACUCCGGUCGCGAAAUCCAUGCCCGCUAAAGUUCAGGAACCUAUGUACACUAAAGCUGCGUCUAAAAUAUUAAAGACUCCCGAACAACAGAGACAGCCGAAACCAGACAAGCCGUAUAAAUCGGGUCCUCGAACACAUCGCCGCGUGUCUAGCGUCGCGGCCGGACUCAGAGAGCUGUUAGAACCACCGCCCGGACUUGAGAGGACCGUCAUAGGGCAAGAACGCGAUCCGCCCCCAGCGGUGAGAACUAAACAGGAACCGGAAGAUAUUUUGGACAUCGAACACGACUAUUCAUCGACGGAAAGAAGAAAGACAUGCCAAAGAAGAGAUUCAGAAAAAAGGAAGAAAGAGUUCAUAGUAGUACAAAGCGACUUGUGGGACACGAACACUUUCCAAUAUACUUGUCAGAAAACGCCUCCAAGCCACCCUCAUACACCAAUGCAGAGGAGCGUCUCCGAGAAGAGUAGACAACAAUCUUCGCCGCAUCAUCACAGGGAACCAGAAACCCGAAGUACAGAGCGUAGAGCUUCGAACGCGUCCAUCAACCACGUUGGUGCUCCAAGAGUUGGAACCCCAGAAGGAUAUAGAGAAGCCGAAACCCUUCGCAUGAGCGACCGUAUUUCGAAAAGACGUGGUUCUGAAUUUCCACAGCCGGUGAGCACACCGCCUCACCAGAUACAAUCCAAACGAAGGCAAUCAGCUGCUGUGGUGCGAUCGUACCAGGAAGAGAGAGGCGAUAAAAAUGAGAUACAAAGGAUAUUAAACGAUAUUCCAAAAGAUAUAAUAGAAGCAAUCCCACCUCCUGAAACUGUGGAAAUUCCAGACAGGAAACCAGAUCCCGACAUAAUACGAGUGUCCAAAAAGCCAGAAUCUCCAGUUAAAAGAAUCCAAGACCCGGAUACGAUAAGGGUCACGAAGGGUCAGGAUUCACCCUCAAGGAGACUGAGACAGGAAGCGGAACCACUGAAGAGAGCGAAAGGUGCUGGCGAUUCGCCAAGACUAACUCAGGCAGCACAGGCGAGACCUGACCAUCACAAAAGCAGCCCCAAUGUUGCUUCCAGACACAAAGCUGAAUCUCCAAAAUCACGAGAAGAGCGUAAGUCCGCGACCUACUCCCGUUCAGAUUCCAAACGUCAGGAAUCAGCGGAACGCAAGAUGUACACAGCUAGUUCAGAGUCUGAAUUAUUCGAGUGCGCCAUUUUACCUAUCUUCCACAAACUACUAACCGAACGACACAAGAGUCAACCGCACGGCCUCAACCUAACAUACGGUGUCAGCUGUCCUAACAUCUCUAUUAAAUGCGAUAUUGUUGAAUAUUUAUAAAUAAAUACCAUUCAGAAUACUUUCACCUAAAACGGAACACCAUUUAUAUUCGGUACUGAAUCUAGUUUUAGGAUUUUCUAGGAUAAUUAAUACUUAUGAUUUACGAUGGUUGGAUUUUUCCUAUAGAAUUCUGUUCAAAACAUUAAUAUUAAAAUGACGAUAGUUUAGUGUUAGGUAGGUAAAUGAGCUUGGUUCACACACCGGCUAGAAUUUAUGCUAAAAUCAAUUAUGUACAUAAAUUAUAUCAAUAAGUACUAAAGGGUAGAAUUAGAUUUAAAUUAUAUGUUAAUAGCGCUACCUGUACCACGGUCUAAAAAUGCAAUGUUCUAUUAUUAUAGUGUUCUUGUUACAAAUAGUUAAAAUCUUUGUACGCGAAUUUCUUUUUCUAAGACACAUUUUUAGUAAUGGCAACAUUUGAAUUUAACGAUUGCUUCAGUUGUUUACCUAUUUAGAUUUAAUUAUGACUGUUGUUUUUAGCUGUAAUUAUAUAUUACAUCAGUUACUGUUUCGAAACCUGUAUAUUUCAAACAGAAUACAUAAAUAAGUUAAUCAAUGGAAGUUUUUUGUUACAUAAAUGUUCUAGUUAGUAAGUUUUA
This is a messenger RNA of Danaus plexippus (monarch butterfly), 4952 nucleotides long. RefSeq names its product gamma-aminobutyric acid type B receptor subunit 2 (gene GABA-B-R2). The transcript has 31 exons. Gene Ontology annotation, biological process: G protein-coupled receptor signaling pathway; gamma-aminobutyric acid signaling pathway. Gene Ontology annotation, molecular function: G protein-coupled GABA receptor activity. Lineage: Eukaryota; Metazoa; Arthropoda; Insecta; Lepidoptera; Nymphalidae. The coding region runs from base 220 to 4356 and encodes 1378 amino acids. The record is from RefSeq and is a predicted model, not a curated record. Gene Ontology annotation, cellular component: membrane; G protein-coupled receptor heterodimeric complex.